Messenger RNA from Pseudomyrmex gracilis, 1016 nucleotides. Its product is annotated as eukaryotic translation initiation factor 3 subunit F-like. Gene Ontology annotation, molecular function: translation initiation factor binding; metallopeptidase activity; translation initiation factor activity. The transcript is spliced from 5 exons. The record is from RefSeq and is a predicted model, not a curated record. Gene Ontology annotation, cellular component: eukaryotic translation initiation factor 3 complex, eIF3m. Bases 85 to 936 code for a protein of 283 amino acids. NCBI's taxonomy places the organism in Eukaryota, Metazoa, Arthropoda, Insecta, Hymenoptera, Formicidae. Gene Ontology annotation, biological process: translational initiation.
GCAUCCCUUUCUCACUCUUUCUGAGGACGAACACGUGAGCACGUUUCUCAAAUUGUCACAGUACAAUCAUAGUACGUCCUAACCAUGGCGCUUAACCUUACUGUUAAGGUGCAUCCAGUUGUGUUGUUUCAAGUUGUAGAUGCUUACGAGAGAAGAAAAGCAGAAUCGGUGCGCGUUAUUGGCACCUUGUUAGGCACUGUGGAGAAGGGAAUUGUUGAAGUAACCAACUGCUUUUGCGUGCCACACAAAGAAUCCGAAAGUCAGGUGGAAGCAGAUCUGACUUAUGGAAUGGACCUGUAUGACUUAAAUCAUCGAGUUAAUGCACAAGAAAACAUUGUUGGUUGGUGGGCUACUGGCAAUGAGGUUACUACACAUUCCUCUGUUAUUCACGAGUAUUAUGUGCGAGAAUGUAACAAUCCGGUACACUUGACUGUUGAUACUACAUUGGCAAAUACCACAAGAAUGGCAAUCAAAGCUUAUGUAUGUGUUCCACUAGGAGUACCCAAUGGCAAGCAAGGUUCUAUGUUCACUCCGGUUAAAGUUCAGAUUACAUGUUACGAGCCUGAAGUUGUAGGGAUGCAUUUGUGUUCUAAAACGCAACUACAAUCUCAAGCACCUGGAAUAAAAUCUGCUGGAGGAAUAGAACCCAUGAUGGAUCUUGCACAGGUCUCGGAAGCUUGUUUCAAACUUUCUUCAUUGUUAGAACAAGUACUUGCGUAUGUUGAUGAUGUUCUAUCGGGAAAACAAGUACCAGACAAUCAAGUAGGACGAGCUCUCUUGGAUAUGGUACAUUCUGUUCCAAAAAUGACCAGUGAUCAAUUUGACGAAAUGUUCAAUAGUAAUGUUAAGGAUCUUCUGAUGGUUGUAGCGUUAUCUCAGUUGAUAAAAACACAAUUGCAGCUUAACGAAAAGCUUACGUUACUCACGACUUUGUAAUUAAACAUGUUCAAUUACGUACACUGUAUAACACUGUGUAAAGAAAAUUUAUAAUAAUGAAUUUCUCAUAUGAAAAACAA